Grosmannia clavigera kw1407 is the source of this 1578-nucleotide messenger RNA. RefSeq lists its product as uncharacterized. The record is from RefSeq and is a predicted model, not a curated record. The transcript has a single exon. The coding region runs from base 1 to 1578 and encodes 525 amino acids. NCBI's taxonomy places the organism in Eukaryota, Fungi, Ascomycota, Sordariomycetes, Ophiostomatales, Ophiostomataceae.
AUGAUCGUCAACGGAAUGGAGAUUGGCGAAAAGGUUGAGGACGGCGACUCUGUAACAGUUGUCACGGCUGUCUGGAUCUCGGACUUGGUCUUUGUGACCGUUGCAGUCCCCUCGGUGAUCUCCUUUGUCGUCACAGACGGAGUGGCCACGGUGACGGUCGUUGUGGCCUUCUCCGAAGUCGAGGUUGAAGCCGCACCGGCCGAAGAAGACGCAACCACGAUAAUGGUCGUGGUGGCCACGUCAGAAUGGCUCACUGAUGUAGAGGACGAGGUGAUUGUGCCAGACGUUUUGACCGUGACAGAGGACUUAGUCGUGCUCGAGGUUGUACUAGCAGACAGAGACGUGCUGCUUGCAGUGGUCGUGCCAGACGAGGAGAUCCCCAGAAUGUUUGCGGCCGUGAUCUUGUCGACGCAGCCGACUAGCACACCGCUCGUCACAUUCUCUGGCAUGGCGAAACAGCUGGUUCCGGCUCCACAGGUCGAAAGGAUCGCGAAUUUGCUCUGGCUGGCGUCGCACUCCAUCAGGUUGCCGUCGAUGCAGGCUGCUUGGCCGCUGGAGCAGGCUGUGUCCGUAGUCGUGACCGCAAACACCGUGUUCAGGCGCUGUGCGGUGGCCAGAUUGUUGGCGUAUACAGCCGAAGACACCGUCGUGGCCGUUCCUGUCGGUGCUGUCGACUGUACGAUUGUCGGCAAAAUCGUGUUAGUCAGCGAGGCUGUCAGGCUGGUAGCCGCAGAGGAUACAGACGAAGCAGAUGAAGAUGAUGUCGAUGUUGUCUUCUGGGUGGACGAGGUCGAGAUUGACAGUGUUGAAGACGACGAGGUUCCCGAGGCUGAUGUUGAUGACGUUGAGGACGUCGAUGAGACCGAAGAGGAGGUCUUCUGUGGUGAUUUCACGGUGGUCACACCAGAAGCGGUUGCCAGGAACGGCGAAGGUGUCACGCCGGCAGUUCCAGCUGCAGUCGUGCCGUUGGCGGUCGCGUGUCUAGCAAUUGAGCUACUGGAAGGGGUUGCUGAGGCCAUGGUUGUGGACAAUGUCUCAAGUGCAACGCUGGACGAUGUGGACGACGUGGACGACGUGGACGACGUUAUUAACGACUUUGUAGCUGCUGCCGUAGACGCAUUCUUGCUGCCGCUUGUGAGAGGAAUCACAAGGCCGUCCGACGUGACGAAUGUGACGGUCUGCGAGGUUUGUGGCGCUGACAAGGACGACGAUGACGAAGUGGCAGCCGUCAAAGCGGUGACUGUCGGAUUUUUUUGCGUCGUGGUUGCUGAGGAGCUGGAUGCAGUCGAGCUAGUUGCUGUCACGCUGGUUGCUGUUGAAGUGACUGUUGAACUGGAUGCUGUCGAACUAGACAAUGUCAAACUGAUAGCCGUCGAACUGGCUGUCGAACCGGUUGUUUUCAAGCUGACUGCCGUAGUUUCAUCAGAAGAGGUGAACGUUACCAAAUUAGAUGUCGUCGCCGUCGUGCUGGAUAGGGGACCCAAAUUGAGACUGUUUGCCAUAGUCAGUGGUGUCGAUGACGUUGAUGAUGUAGCAACCAGAUUGGCAGUGGCAGCAAUUCUUGUAUCGUUGAAAUAG